Messenger RNA from Nothobranchius furzeri (turquoise killifish), 3736 nucleotides. The record is from RefSeq and is a predicted model, not a curated record. Lineage: Eukaryota; Metazoa; Chordata; Actinopteri; Cyprinodontiformes; Nothobranchiidae.
UCUAUCAUGAGUCAUGACUGCUUAUAAUUGGUCCAAGUUUUUUCACUCUUUACGUCACGGUGGGCGUUUGCAGCCUGACACACCCCAGUGUGCGGCGGCGUGAACAGUGAGUGCUUCGUAAUGGCGGACAAACCCAGAAAAUACAACAGUGGAGCGCUGAAAAGAAAGAAGAAGAAGGAAAAGGGGGAACGCGACAAAGAGGUGCUUCAGAAAAUACCAAAGCUAACAGGUUUUUUUAAACCACUGAGCGAAGAUGGAGCUGCAGGAUCUUCCUUGCGUUCUGUAAACAUUAGCUUUGCUAGCAGCAUUGCAGUUCGGCCAGCUGAUGUUCUAGCAGUUGCAGAGGAAACAAAGACGCCAGACUUGGGGGAACCUGCUGAGACCAUGUCCACCAUGGAUUAUCUUUUCCCGCUGGAGAAUGAUUGUGGAAGAUUGGCGGCAGAAUCCGAGGCUGCAGAGAAGGCUAAGACGACGAACCCGGGGGGACCUACUGAGGCCACGUCCACCAUGGAUUAUCUUUUCCCGCCGGAGAGAGAAUAUGGAAGUUUGGCGGUUGAAUCUGCGGCGGCAGAGGAAAAAAAGACGCCGGACCCGACAGCACCUGCUGAGACCACCAACAACACGAAUGAUCUUUUCCUGUCAGUGAGUGAUUGUGGAAAGUUGGCGGCUGAAUCCGCGGCUGAUGUUCCGGCAGCAGAGACGCUCGACCUGGAGGCAUCGGAGACCACCACGUCCUCCAUGGAUUAUCUUUUCCCAUCGGAGAGUGAUUGUGGAAAAUUGACGACCGCAAGUGCGUCUGGGCCACGGAUUGAAACUUUGGAUGAACCUUACAGUACGGAUCCAGCUUGCUGGGGAAAAUGUGAUGCAUCUGUGCGUGCCUACUGGGCUGAGCGAGGACCGCAGAGCUGCCAACACAUGGACGUAAAUUUUAAAGCGUCCGAACGUGUGUACAAACAGCAGAAGCGGUUCUUCUCCAGACUGCACUUUAAACGCAGACUCGCCAAUGGUGAGUAUGUCCAAAGACAGUGGCUGCUUUACUCUCCAUCUACCGGAGCUGUGUUUUGUUUUGCAUGCUGCAUUUUCAGUGAUGCUAAAAGCAAAUCGUGCUUUGAAACUGGUUUCAGUGACUGGAAACAUGCCACAAACAGGAUGAAAGAGCAUGAAAACAGUGAACAUCACAGAAAAUCUAUGCUGACUUAUAUCACACUUGGGUCAGCUGCUGGGAGGAUAGAUUCAGAGCUGGAAAAACAAUUUGAAUCUGAGAGUGCAUAUUGGACUGAAGUUUUGAGAAGAAUUGUGUCUGUUGUGAAGUUUUUGGCAGAGAGAGGACUUGCUCUUAGAGGAUCUAGUCAUGUUUUUGGCAGGACUGAUAAUGGUAAUUACCUGGGCCUUCUGGAGUUAAUCAGCGAGUUUGAUCCCUUUUGAAGUCUCACAUAGAGAAAUAUCCCUACUAACACAGAAAGUCGCCACAACGUCGCAUUUUGCGACGUUUCGUUUGUGACGUCGUGACAACGUAGCUGCUACGUUUAGGUUACUACGUUCCACAGGGGACGUUGUUGGUACAUUGCUGAAACGUCACACUACAACGUCCUCCAAAAGUCGCUUUACAACCUCUGUUAAAUGUCCUCUCUGCAACUUAUUCGGCACUUUGAAUAACAACGUUGCUGCUACGUUGUUACAACGUGAUAACUGUAGUUCCAGAAUAAAUAAAAUUUUAGAGAUUUUAUCAAAUUAGAUUUUCAGCUUAUCCAUGAAAAAUAACACUUAUUAUUAGAGUUUUGACAAUAAUUAAAUAAACAAUUAGUAGUUGCAGUACUUAAAUCAUGUUUAUAGCUAAAAUGUCUUUCUAAUUAAAAAAAUGGGACUUUUUAUUUUAUGAAAAAAACUUUUCUAAACGUUGUUUACUGAAAAACUCAUUUUUGCCGUUUACAAAUGUUUACUUUCUAAAAUCUACCAGCAAGGAAAUGUAAGCUAAUUUACAUGUUACUGGCCUCACUGCAUUCCAAUGGAAUGGCUUGUUGCAACAACCCUGUUCCAGCCAGUUCUCUGAUUUGUUAUGGUCAUCACAUGUUCCACACCAUCUUCCAAUCAGCUUACUCUGCCUCUUUUUUUUGUUCUUAUUUCAUCCCUUGUUUUUUUUCCACAAGAUUAACAGUUAGUUGCUCUUUGCUAUUUGGCUACUUCGGAUUUAUUUGUCAACCACUCACUCCUUAGUUCGCUUGCUUCAGGUGCAUUAUUGUUACUGGACAGCAAACAAAACCACAUUCAGGAACCUAAAUGUGGAACAUCCAUCUCCUGAUUGGACUCAGCAUAGAGUAAGGCUAUUUCAGCGCCAAACAGAGGAAUAUGAAGAAGCCAAGCGUCUUGCCAGGCAGUACCUGGAAGAUUCCCAAGCCGAGAGUGAGAGAGAGGUGACCAAACGAAAGGUUAAGAACAAUAAGCGGUACCUGUCCAGCUCCGAUGAUGAAGCAGGUCCAUGCUCUACUGAGAGAACGACAGUUCCCAUGGCAGAGAGAAUGCUGCCGCUGAUAGAACCAUCCAGCAGAGAUGUUCCUGUUUCGAAGAGGACAACACUGCCAGCUGAGUCCCUCAACGGUGAAGAUUUAAUGGCCACAAGUACACCAAGGCAAAGAGUCACCCCAAGGCAAAAAGCCACUGAAGGCAAGUAACUUAAAAUACCUCUACCAAAACCUAGAGUGGUGUAUUAAAAUGUUUUGGUAGAUUUUUUUUUUGAGAACCUAUCAUUUUAUCAUUUCAGAUCAAGCAGCAGACAUCGCUGAUGUUUUAAAGAAUAUUGCUGCAAUCACAGGUGAGAUUGAGUUCCCCCUUCUUAAAAGGUCCACUUAUAAGUUAAAUCUAUUAUUUGUGUUGUAAUGUAUGAUUCUUCUUUUGUCCAAUAUAUCUGCAAGUCACUGCUGAUCAAAGUGAACAUGAUGGAGGGGAAAAUGCACGCCAUGGAGAAGCUGCUCCAUAAUGUGGCUUCUCAGCAUUCUGAGAGCCAAACUCAAGAUGAUCUGCGCCUGUAGCCUUGUAAAGAUGCGGAGGACUUUACCUUGCUUGACAAUAACUUGCAGGACAAGGCAUAUUUCCAGCAAGCUGUCCGUUUUCUAAGCCUCAUUGGAGGACGGAAGCUGGGAAAAAAUACAAGAAGGACCAUGCUGGCUGUCGCCAGCAAUGCUGUUUGGUGUGGAUACAGCCUGCAUGGGAAGAAGCAGAAAGCCAAGCUGUGUAACCUUAAAAUAUUUAGGCUGAUCAAAAGUGAGUUGAUGCUUUUUACUGGACUUGUUUUAUAGAAUUUCAUUAAAUCUUUUUACAGCUGUCUGUCACAACUGUAAAACAGUUUCAGUAAUCUUAAGGUUUCCUGUAUAUCACCUGUCUGUUCCCACGUGCUGUGAAGACCUCGCUUCCAGACUCCACAGAUAAGGACAUAGAGGUGCAAAUAAUGGAGGUCCUAAAGCAUGCUCCCCAGAAAGUCAGAAGAGAGGCUGAAGCACAGCAUCGUGCCACACAAAUGGAGGCCCAUUCUUCUGAGGAGGACUAAGUGAACCUGCACCCUUUCUGUUUUAUUUUUCAGUUUUGUUCGCAAUUUUUGAUUUUUCUAUUUAUAUAUCUAUAUAUUUUUGAUCAUUUUUUUAAGCGCCUUGUGAUUUUUAUUUUGAGAGGUGCUAUAAAAAUGUUUUGUUUAAAUUGUGUAUGCAAAUGUCAAAUCUUUAUGUAAUAAAAAGCUGAAAAGUCA